AUGGCCAACACCUAUGCUUCAGCUGCAUCCACAGUUUCCAUCUGCUCCAGUAACAGGAGCUCCUCCUACGAGAUGGACGACUGCCCUGAGAGCUACUGUGAACCCCCCUGCUGUGUCCCCACCUGCUCUGCCCCAACCUCCUGCAUGACUUUCAUCUGUACCCCUGUAAGCUGUGGGUCCAGCCCCAGCUGCCAGCCAUCCUGCUGCACAUCCUCCCCCUGCCAGCAGGCCUGCUGUGUGCCUGUCUGCUGCAAGCCUGUCUGCUGCCAGCAGGCCUGCUGUAUGCCCGUCUCCUGCAAGCCAGUCUGCUGUGUGCCUGUCUGCUGCAAGCCAGUCUGCUGUGUGCCUGUCUCCUGCAAGCCAGUCUGCUGUGUGCCUGUCUCCUGCAAGCCUGCCUGCUGUGUGCCUGUGUGCUGUGGGGCCUCCCCCUGCUCAUCCUCUUCAAGCUGCCAGCCCUCUGUCUGUGCCCCUUCCUGCUGCAAGCCCUCCUCCGUGUCCCUCAUCUGCAGCCCUGUGUGCAAGCCUGCGGGUUGCACCUCUGCCUCUUCUUGUUGUGUCCCGGCCUCUUGCUGCCAGCCCAGCUGUUGA
Molecule: messenger RNA, 588 nt
Organism: Chrysochloris asiatica (Cape golden mole)
Lineage: Eukaryota; Metazoa; Chordata; Mammalia; Afrosoricida; Chrysochloridae
Product: keratin-associated protein 10-8-like
Exons: 3
Coding region: 1-588 (195 amino acids)
Cellular component (GO): keratin filament
Source: RefSeq, a predicted model, not a curated record